AUGACGGGUUUUCUAUGUGCACAUGUCAGUGCUGAAGGCGAUACUGUUUUGAUGAACGAAGAACUCAAACACGACGACUUCAUGGAUGGUAGCGCGUUAAAGUGUAUGAAAAUUAUUGAUAAGAAGGUUGACGUUUUUGAAGUUCUUCCUGGAAUUGGAUGGGAUAAUAUUCAGAACACAGAGUUAAGCCAAGUUCUUGCAAAUACAUAUCAUCAAUGUAAACUCUCUGAAGAUGGUCGUUAUCUUAUCCCAGACAGCGUGUUGUUACUCCCUGUAAAACAAAGCCAUGUAGAUGUGUUUGCUGAAUGGAUCGGACGUAUGCAUGAAUACAAAUCAGUGGACUGUUUUUCUGUUAAUUUUGGAUUAAGCGCCAGCGUCGGUGUUGCUGGAUUAGGUGUAAGUGGAUCUUUUUCCGCCGGGUACAAGAGCGCAAAGAGUCACAUGUCAAGGACAACAUCGAAUUCCUAUAUAUCAAGAGUUCAAGCUAGGUACAACAGAUACCGUAUAAUAUCAGAUCCUGGCGCUGACUUUCACCCAUCCUUUAAAAACAGGCUGUUAAAAAUUGCAGAGAAAUACUAUCGCAAUGAUAACCACAUGGGUGACUACGAGUGCCAGUUACUUAUUCGAGAUUUCGGAACUCACGUACUGACAAGUGUUGAUGCCGGUGCUGUUUUGUUCAAAGAAGACCAUGUUGAUACGAAAACUUCAAUUGUAGACGAUGUCAAAAAGAAACAAUGGCAGAUUGGAGCAGGUGGAUCAUUUAAUCUAAUAUUUGAUGGCGUAACCAUUGGUGGUGGAAUAGACUUUGGUAUAAGCAAAUCCAAAAUGGAAGAAACAAUAAAUGAGUACAAUAGUAAUGUAUCAUUCUCAGUUGUUAAAGCAUACGGUGGUAUUUACUUUGGUAGUAACACGACAGGUGCUGAAUGGACAAAAUCCCUCGACAACGAGCUUGUUGCUAUUGACAGAACCGGAGUUCCAGUAUACGAGCUUAUCUCCUCGUCCACAUUACCGGAACUGCCACUGGCUACACUCUUAAAAGUUGGUCAAGGUGUUAAGAAUGCCUUUAUCAGUUAUUACAAGCACAACACUUAUCGAGGAUGCAUGGACCCUACCAAUAAACAUUACGACAUUAAGGCAAAUGUUGUUGAUAAUAGUGUCUGCGGCGGAAUCAAGAAUGACAAUGAAUAUUUUGGUGGUGUUUAUCAGACAUGUGCAAUGUCUCAAUCGGAUGCUGGAAAUUUAUGUGAAAGCCGACACUAUAUCCAGAAAAAUCCAUUGACAAAAGAUUUUACUUGUCCGAAAGGAUAUGUCGCCGUUGAACUUAUAUCUGUUCCUUUCUCGUUUUCCCAGUAUUCUAUGCAUCGUAGUAAACAUUGGCCACAUACACAUCAUGGUUGGACUGAUUAUAGUUUCGGAAGGUAUACAGCGUUUUGGUGUGCAUCAGAUCACUCGAACACACCUGAACAAAAAUAUUACUUUGGAGGUGUUUAUUCAAGCAUUAGACCAAAUGCUGUCACUGGUGCAGAAUCAUGUCCCGAAGGAUUUUUUCCAUUGAACAUCGUCGAAGAUGUCUCUGUUUGUGUUUCAAGUGAAGACACAGUCACGGGUAUGAAAUUUGGUGGUUUCUUAAGUUGUUCGGCAGGAAAUCCACUUGCUCUCUGGUUGAAAUCAAACGGCACAAAACCCGGAGUCAAAACGCCAUCAUCGUUCUAUCCGAAAAGAUGCCCAACUGGAUACGCGCAACAAACUGUCUCAAUUACUUCAAACUGCGAAAUAGAUUACUGUUCAGACAAAGUUACUAAUGAAAACGGCCAAGAACUCCCUGUUUUGAAACGACCUCCAUUCAUUCACCUCCCAAAAGAACCACCAGCAAAUUAUUCAGACAUUGCAAUAGUUGUUGACGGAAAAUGGUAUAAAAAUAUGCAGGCUUUUGAGAAAAUGGCGGAAAUGCAAGAUAUGGAGAGCAAGAUUAAGGAAUACAAGAAAGCACAGGAAUCCAUGAAAAGAACAACUUCAGCAAUAGAUGAUCUGUAUAAUGAUAGUCACACCGAUUCAGACAACGCUGACACUUAUAGUGAUAUAGGUAAAUCGCUAGAUGCUUUUCCAUCAUAUGCCAUAGCAAUCAUUUCAUCCGUUGCAACCCUCGUUUGUGUUGUUAUAGCGACUGUAGCCUUCAUGAAAUGCAGAAGAAAGAAUCAAGAGCGAGAUUUAUCAACCUUAUUGGGCGAUAAUCAAGGGGAACUGGACCAAGUUAAUACUGAUCAGACGCCAAAUUAUGGCACGACACCUGUCCAACGUAUAACGACGUGA
This is a messenger RNA of Ruditapes philippinarum (Manila clam), 2310 nucleotides long. Its product is annotated as macrophage-expressed gene 1 protein-like. The transcript has a single exon. Bases 1 to 2310 code for a protein of 769 amino acids. NCBI's taxonomy places the organism in Eukaryota, Metazoa, Mollusca, Bivalvia, Venerida, Veneridae. The record is from RefSeq and is a predicted model, not a curated record.